AUGAUGCAGAGUAUGAUGGAAGUAGACUUGGGCAAGGCCCAGGUCAUAGAUAACGUGCCAAAGGUUAUCAAAGAGCUGAAGUUUGGUGCUCUAUCGAACGAUGACAUCCUCAGUCAAGCUGUUGUCGAAAUUUCGGACCGCAGAUUCUACGACCUAGAGCGCAAUCGAGUAGUUCAAGACAAUGGGCCUUUGGACCGACGGCUUGGUGUAAGCUCCAAGACGGAUAAAUGCCUCACUUGUGACUAUGGACAUAAAGAAUGUAACGGCCAUUUCGGACACGUGCGACUCGUGCUUCCCGCAUUUCACAUAGGAUAUUUUAAACGUGUUAUUGGUAUACUGCAGGUGAUUUGCAAAGAAUGUUCUGCGAUACUGCUUCCUGAAUCGGAGCGUCGUGCUUUCUUGAAAGAGAUGCGACGGCCUCGAAUGGACAACUUGAGACGUCUGCAGGUUGCAAAGCGAGUUGUGGAACGCUGCAAGAAGACCAAGGACUGCCUCGUGUGCGGUGCGAUUAAUGGCGUGGUAAAGAAAGCUGGCACGAGUGCGCUGAAAAUCGUUCAUGAAAAGUUUCGCCAUUUUAACCAGUCGACAGCUACGAAGAAGGUUGAACCAAUUAGCAAGACGGAGUUCGACAAAUCGUUGGCCGAAGCCAGGGCGUCGAAUCCUGAGGUCGAAAGAUACUACAAGAAAGCUCAAGACGAUAUGAAUGCACUUCGAGUCUUGAACUUGUUCAAGAAAGUAACCAAUGCGGACUGUGAGCUUUUGGGUCUAGACCCGACAGAGGUUCGACCAGAAACGUUUCUCUGGCAGUUCAUUCCCGCGCCACCGAAUUGUAUCCGUCCAUCGGUGAGCCAGGAUGGCGCAUCGAAUGAAGACGAUUUAACUGCCAAAUUGGGAGAUAUUGUUCAGAGCAAUAUCACUCUCAGAAACAACUUGAAGAAAGGAGCGCCAAUCCAUACCAUCAUUGAAUGCUGGGACUACAUGCAGCUGCAGAUCGCUAUAUAUAUCAACGGUGAUAUCCCGGGCCUAAAAGCUGAGGUUGGAAAACCGGUGCGCUCAUUGGUUUCUCGCUUGAAAGGAAAACAGGGAAGAUUUCGAGGUAACCUGUCUGGAAAGCGUGUAGAUUUUUCUGGACGAACAGUUAUAUCUCCGGAUCCCAAUCUGCGAAUUGAUGAAGUAGCAGUCCCAGAACUGGUGGCGAAGAAUAUGACAUAUCCAGAGGUAGUCACUCGCUAUAACAGGGAAAGGCUACAAGAACAUGUGCGCAAUGGACCCAAAAAAUGGCCAGGUGCAAAUGCAGUUAUCAAACCUGGUAUAAGGCUUCUUCUGAAAUUCGGCAACCGUCAUAACCUGGCUUCGAAUCUGCAGAUAGGAGACGUUGUCGAACGUCAUCUCGUUGACGGCGAUAUUGCACUAUAUAAUCGACAACCGUCACUUCACAAACUCAGUAUUCUCUCUCACUUUGUGAAAGUUCGUCCUUACAGGACAUUCCGCAUGAACGAGUGUGUUUGUAAUCCAUACAAUGCCGAUUUCGACGGAGAUGAAAUGAACCUGCACAUUCCCCAAACUGAGGAAGCUCGCUCAGAGGCGAUGGAACUGAUGGGUGUGAAAAAUAACUUGGUCACACCAAAGAAUGGCGAGCCUAUUAUUGGUGCUAUCCAAGAUUUUAUCAGUGCAGCCUAUAUCUUGAGUAGCAAGGACAACUUUUUCGAUAGAAGGUCUUUUACCCAGAUUUGCAUGUACAUGCUUGGGCCUGACACUCGAUUUGACCUCCCACCACCCUCUGUAGUUAAACCACAAAUGUUGUGGACCGGGAAACAAGUCUUCAAUAUUCUCAUGCGGCCCAACAAAGACGAUCCAGUCAAGGUCAACAUUGAUGCUGCUUGCCGAGAAUUUAAACAUCCGAAGGACGGGCGUCCAAAGGAUCUAGACCCUAAUGAUGGCUGGCUCGUUAUUCGCAACUCAGAAAUCAUGUGCGGUGUGAUGGACAAGAGCACGAUUGGCUCAGGAAAGAAAGAUAAUGUCUUUUACAUCAUGUUGAGAGACUUCGGUCCCGUAGCCGCAGCAGAAGGCAUGAAUCGACUUUCAAAAUUAUGUGCUAGAUGGUUCACGAAUGUUGGUUUUUCAAUCGGUAUCACAGAUGUGUACCCUAGUGAGAGACUGGUUCAAUCGAAAAAUGAUUUGGUUGAGAAGGCUUAUGCUGCUUGUGACGAUGUCAUAGCUCAAUACAAAGCCGGAAGGUUGGAAAAGCUGCCUGGCUGUGAUGAACUACAAACCAUGGAAAAUAAAGUGACUGGUAUUCUAUCCAAAGUCCGUCAACAGGCAGGUGAAGAAUGUAUUGCGCAAUUGAGCAAAUACAACGCACCUCUUAUCAUGGCUACGUCUGGUUCUAAAGGUUCCAGUAUCAACGUCUCUCAGAUGGUGGCAGUCGUGGGCCAACAAGUCAUUAGCAGUGAACGUGUCCAAGACGGAUUCCAAGACCGAACAUUACCUCACUUCCCCAAAAAUGCUCGUCAACCCCCAUCGAAAGGUUUCGUCCGCAACAGCUUUUUCUCUAGUUUGACACCUACCGAGUUCUUUUUCCACGCCAUGUCCGGUCGUGAAGGUUUGAUCGAUACUGCUGUUAAAACUGCCGAAACUGGUUAUAUGUCUCGUCGUUUGAUGAAGUCACUUGAAGAUCUGUCCGCCAAGUAUGAUGGAACUAUUCGCACCUCAUCGGCCAGUCUUGUUCAAUUCAGCUACGGAGGAGAUGACUUGGAUCCCGUUAACAUGGAAGGCAAUGCCAAGCCAGUUCACUUUGACCGCACCUAUAAUCACGCCGUGGCAAUAACGCAUGAUAAUCAGGAUCGUGGCCUUCUUCCAUCGGAGAUCAUGCAGAUCACAGAGAAGGUGUUGUCUAAGGAACGAGCGAGAUUUGAGCGCAAAGGUCUCUUUGGUGAAGCACUUGGCUACAUGGAACGAACUGAUUAUGGUAUCGAUCAGUAUGAGAGUGCUCGUGACUUCAUUGAAUCUGUCCAUGCUUAUAUUGAAUCGAAAGCAAAUAAUAUCAUUGCAUUGGGAGGUAACCUCGAGUCCGUGUCAGAUAAUCAAGCACAGAAAGCUUUGAACCAUGUUGGAAAAUUAUCAGAGAAAUCACUUCGGUAUUUCAUCGAGUCUUGUCUGUCUAAAUACGAAAAGGCGAAGAUCGAGCCUGGUCAUGCAGUAGGUGCGGUGGGUGCACAAUCAAUUGGGGAGCCGGGAACACAAAUGACAUUGAAAACUUUCCAUUUUGCUGGUGUUGGUAACUUGGCCCUCACUCAGGGUGUCCCACGUAUCAAAGAAAUCAUCAAUGCUUCGAAGGAGAUUAGUACACCAGUCAUUGCUUGUCACCUCGACUUCAGCAAGCAAAAACCUCUAGAAGAGCAAGCCUUCUUGGCGCGGGUUACCAAAGGAAGAAUCGAGAAAACCUUCUUGCGUGAUAUUGUUCACUACGUGAAGGAAACAUGGACGGGCAAAGAUUCCUAUAUUACAGUUAAGAUAAACACGGAAACCAUCAAAAAACUUCAGCUUGAAAUGCCUGUGAAACAAAUCGCGGAGGCUAUCAAAAACCACAAACGUUUCAAGGCGGACGACAUCCGGGUGGAUACAUUUCACACACAUAUUCAGGUCCACGUGGACAUGGAUCCAAAAACCAAAUCGACCCUGUCCAAGACAGAUAUCUCCCUAACAAGCGCAGACCCAUUCCUUCGAUUGAAGCAUCUUAAGCGUAUGCUGCCGGACAUUCAAGUCCUUGGCCAUCCUCAGGCCCGACGAGCUGUUAUUCACACCGAUGAUGUCACGCAUAAAUUACUCGUGGAAGGGUAUGGACUCAAGGAGUGUAUGACAACGGACGGUGUCGAUGGUCUCCACACAACUACCAACAAUGUCAUGGAGACCAAGACAAUUCUCGGUAUCGAAGCCGCGCGAGCUACCAUCGUCAACGAGAUGAGUGCAGUCAUGAAGGAUAUGGACAUUGAUCCUAGACAUAUGCAUCUCUUGGCGGACAUCAUGACUACUACUGGUGAGGUGCUCGGUAUCACGCGUUUUGGCAUGUCCAAGAUGCGGGAUUCUGUCCUUCAACUUGCUUCCUUUGAGAAGACAGCCGACCAUCUUUUUGAUGCCGGUGGUACUGGGCGAACAGAUCGUGUGGAAGGAGUGUCCGAAUGCAUCAUCAUGGGCAAGACAGUGUCUCUUGGUACGGGCGCGAUGGAGGUUGUUCGCAAGCUGAAUUUCUACGAAGGACAUACCGGACCGAAGAAGACUGUCUUUGAGGAUUCUUGGUCUGAGCUAUACGGUAAUUCAGUUGUGCCGAAAAGACAAGUAAAGAAAUCACGGGGAUGA
Talaromyces proteolyticus is the source of this 4356-nucleotide messenger RNA. RefSeq names its product putative DNA-directed RNA polymerase III largest subunit. Bases 1 to 4356 code for a protein of 1451 amino acids. Gene Ontology annotation, molecular function: DNA-directed RNA polymerase activity; DNA binding. The record is from RefSeq and is a predicted model, not a curated record. Gene Ontology annotation, biological process: DNA-templated transcription. The transcript has 4 exons. NCBI's taxonomy places the organism in Eukaryota, Fungi, Ascomycota, Eurotiomycetes, Eurotiales, Trichocomaceae.